UCAAAUCCAAAAUAUCAUAAUAUUUUGUUGCUUGACUUCAUUUAUGGUAGUUUGGUGUAUUUUCUCUAAUUUUGUGUCGAAAGAACUAAACUUCUUAAGAAAUUAUUAAGUAAAACUAUGUUUCAGCGUAUUAACCACGCUCACAUGCAACACGAGAUAUUUAUUUUAUAGUAUUAUCUAAAUGGUCACUGUGACUACUAUGGAUGUUUACGGGCAUUUCAUAAUUUGGGCUUUAUUAUUAUUAUAUUCCUCAUUAUAUGUUGCCGCCAAUUCGUUAGCUUAUGACGUACAUUGGCUUGGAGGUGCUACAGUUAUUGAGCGGGAUGCACCAACUUCAAAACAAACUGUUGAUAUAUACUGCUAUCCUGGUACUUCAAAAAAUUUGUUUUCUCUCUGGCAAACUGUUAAGUUUCAUUUGAGGAUAAAAAAUGAUGAGUUCAGGCAGUAUGUGGGCAGUAGUCCUGAGGAGGUGUACAAGGAGUAUACAGAAGACAGCUAUGGAUGGUCUGUGGUUAAUCCAUUCCAGAAAAGGACCCAGAAGACAAUGUCUUUGAACCUAUUUACACCUACAUGUAUGGCAAUCAAUACUAAACAGAGACAUAGUAUUGAACUACAAAUAAUAAGAGUGGACAUUUGGAGGAUUAUACUCAUGUUCCUUGGUAUAAGUUUAAUAUUUUCAUCAAAAGCACUAAGUGGUAACCCUGUGUUUUUCUACCUCUGUGGUAUAUUUGUUGGAGUAUUUGCGUCCUUCAUGGUGCUUGUAUAUUAUGUGAGCAAGUUAUUACCUAAGAAAACUUUAACAUACGGCAUUCUGAUAGGCGGGUGGACAGUUGGCGUGUACAUAUUCCAGCAAGUAUGGGAGAACAUCCGCAGCCUAGUGCUGUCUUACCAGACAUAUAUGUUCUGGUAUACAUUGGUGGUCAGCUUCAUUAGUUUCAUUGUAUGCUACAAAAUUGGGCCACCUAAAAACCAGAGGAGCAAGAACCUUGUUAUGUGGACUUUACAGCUUGUUGGUGUGUUACUGAUAUUCUUCAGUAGCGAGUAUCAGGAGGCCUCUGCCGCCGUGAUUAUUAUUUCACUAGUCAUUAAAUACUUUCCAGAGUCACUACUUCGUAAGAUACAAGCUUAUUGGCGAAGGAAAUUCCCUCCAAAAGCUCGUCUGCUAACCAGCGAGGAGUACUACGAAGAAGGGGCGAGGGAAACAAAGCAGGCCUUGGAGAAUUUGAGAAAAUACUGCUCCAGUCCAGACUGCGCACAGUGGAACAUCAUGCUGAAGCUUAAUGACUCAAGAAGGUCAGGAUCUAUAGUGCCUCGCAGAUUCGCCAGUUUUGUGGAGGGAAAUUCUCAUUUGAGCGAUGAGGAAAUACUAGACUACGAAUCGUACGCGUUCUCACUGGACAGAUGCAGGAAGCCGACACCAGUCGCCAACUCCACCCGGAACGUCGAUAUAUCAGAUGACGAUUCAUCUGAGUAUGAAGAGAUCUAAAUUCUACCAUGCAUAAACUACAGAAUUAAUAUUAUAUGUACUAAUAUUUUUUCUAUAAUAAAAUCUAGCAUAAAGCAAAGUUAAACUUAUGUUUGCUGGUGUGAAGUCAAACGGCAGUGUAAUUUAUGUGAUCACUAGUUAUAACAUGCGGCUUUGCUUACAGUAGUAGACUAUUUUAUGCA
This is a messenger RNA of Achroia grisella, 1668 nucleotides long. It is a transcript of the gene Nemp, whose product is annotated as nuclear envelope integral membrane protein. The record is from RefSeq and is a predicted model, not a curated record. Gene Ontology annotation, cellular component: nuclear envelope. NCBI's taxonomy places the organism in Eukaryota, Metazoa, Arthropoda, Insecta, Lepidoptera, Pyralidae. The transcript has 8 exons. The coding region runs from base 182 to 1486 and encodes 434 amino acids.